This is a messenger RNA of Tauraco erythrolophus (red-crested turaco), 1523 nucleotides long. The record is from RefSeq and is a predicted model, not a curated record. Lineage: Eukaryota; Metazoa; Chordata; Aves; Musophagiformes; Musophagidae.
AUGGUGCUGUCAGAAAAAGUGAACCAGCUGAUGGAGUGGGCUAGUAAAAGAUCCGUUAUCCGAAUGAACGGAGACAAAUUUCGACGCCUUGUGAAGGCGCCGCCCCGAAAUUACUCGGUGAUUGUGAUGUUCACUGCUCUUCAGCCUCACAGACAGUGUGUUGUGUGCAAGCAAGCUGAUGAGGAAUACCAGAUUCUGGCAAACUCCUGGCGAUAUUCCAGUGCAUUUACCAAUAAGAUUUUUUUCGCUAUGGUAGAUUUUGAUGAAGGCUCGGAUGUAUUUCAGAUGCUAAACAUGAAUUCUGCUCCAACCUUCAUCAACUUCCCUGCUAAAGGGAAGCCCAAACGGGGCGACACGUACGAGCUUCAGGUGCGCGGCUUUGCAGCUGAGCAGCUCGCUCGUUGGGUGGCUGACAGAACUGAUGUCAACAUUCGUGUGAUAAGGCCACCGAACUACGCUGGACCGUUGAUGUUAGGACUGCUGCUGGCUGUCGUUGGAGGCCUCGUAUAUUUGCGUGGGAGCAAUCUGGAUUUUCUGUAUAACAAAACUGGCUGGGCAUUUGCUGCUUUGUGUUUUGUGUUAGCAAUGACAUCAGGCCAGAUGUGGAACCACAUAAGAGGUCCACCCUAUGCUCAUAAGAAUCCCCAUACGGGACAAGUUAACUACAUCCAUGGGAGCAGCCAAGCCCAAUUUGUGGCAGAAACACACAUUGUUCUUCUCUUUAAUGGUGGUGUUACUUUAGGAAUGGUGCUCCUCCACGAAGCUGCUACUUCUGACAUGGACGUGGGGAAGAGAAAAAUCAUGUGUAUUGCUGGUAUUGGCUUGGUGGUGGUGUUCUUCAGCUGGUUGUUGUCUGUCUUCAGAUCCAAGUACCAUGGCUACCCAUACAGUUUCCUAAUGAGUUAAAGGAUUCCAGAAUCUGUAACAUCAGAAAGGUGGCGACUCUGAAGUUGUGUGUAAUGGAAUGGAAGAGCUGAAUAUGUGUGGUUCGUGCUACCUCUUACACUGAAUGAGAUAGUGAAACACUGAACCAAAGACGACGUGUAGUGCCUUAAGUAUAAGAAGCAAUUUGCUCUGAAGGACACAGAGUAUUAAGAUGCAAUCUCUUUUUCAUAAGCUUUACAUCUUCUUAAACAACUCUACUUCUAGUGAAAUUCAGAACUUAAUGCUUAGAACUACAUUUCUGUAGACUAACUAGAAACAGUACUUUAAAUUCAACUGGAUAAUCUAUUUUCCAUAUAUUUCUUUUUCCCCUCGAAUAUUUAUCACUUUAUUUCCUGUUUGUGCAUAGCAGGUGAUGUGACAAUAGGUUCUCUGUCAUGCCUUUUCAUGGUUGAGAAAACUUCUUCAUGUACCUGGAAAUCUUUUCCUUCAGUCUGUGUGCGACCCUUGGACCAUACACCAAAUUCCAGUGUGGAAUGUGCAUAUCCUAGAGCUGUAUCUCAUUUUUUGAGAAGAGUACUUAACUGCUGUGUGAUGCAAGAGAUUGUUUCGCAGAAGAAGGGAGAAUUUUCACCAGGUAG